AUGUCGUGGAGGUCGGGGUCGAGGACGGGGAUGAGGGACUCCUCUCCCUUCUCUACAUCUCCCUCUUCCAGUACACCUACGCCUCCAUCGUCUUCCAUUCGACCCCCUUUACGUUCAUCACCUUCGGUCCCUUCUUCUUCCGCACCAUUGGUUCGACUUGCAGAUUCUUUGAUGGUUGCACCAUCCCCUUCUACCCCAAAUCCACGUAAGGCUCUUAAGCUGGUGAAUAGGCAGAGUGAGACUGGUGGUCCAGGAGCAGGUCCUUCUAGACACACUAGUGGCUCCAUAUCUGCGGCAGAGGUCACUAGGUGGCUGCCUGAGGGUGGAGAACAGCCGAUUGUUGAUGAGCUGCAAUUAUAUUGGGAGGCCGUGGGUGGCGAGAAGAAGAGGAAGGCGUACGACAUCGGGUCACAAGCACCUCAUUACUAUGCACAAUCAGGCUUUGCAUCUACAAGUGCUUCCACACUAACACAGCUAGACUCUACUAGUCCCGAGGAGAUGUCCGAUACACCUUCAGUUUCUUCUUUUGUACAUCCUCAUUCAAUGGAUCCACCAGCACCAUCAGAUGUAGUUGCAGUAGAUCCUACUUCUCGUGCAUCUCUCAUGAUUUUGCCAUCACCUACCAGCAUUCCAGUGCCUACUCCCGUCCCUAUAGAGCCUAGAGCCAUCACUACAGCUCCUCAUAUAGACACCUCUUGGUCAUAG
Messenger RNA from Jatropha curcas, 705 nucleotides. The record is from RefSeq and is a predicted model, not a curated record. Lineage: Eukaryota; Viridiplantae; Streptophyta; Magnoliopsida; Malpighiales; Euphorbiaceae.